ACCGCUCUUACUUGUGGAGCUCAGUUGGACGCACCACUUCGACUAAGGCAGUCGUGUCCAAAACGUACAUCAUGAUCGUCAACGUGAUUUGGACCAGCUUGUUAGUCUUAAGUACUUUGACGUUGGCCGUUUUGAGUUUGCCAACGACUUCGAUUACCGAGGAAGUCAACAACAAGGAUGAUUUCAAUCCGGAAAUGGACGAUGACGUGCCAGCCGAUCGUUACCUUACUCACGAGGAAAUGAUAACUUGGCUUCAGAGUAUAGCUCGUCGUUACCCAAACAAAGCUAAAACUUUUUCAAUCGGAAAGAGUGAGGAAGGACGCGAUCUUCUCGUACUAGAACUGAGCCAUUCAGUUGGUAGGGGUGAACGUGAUCUUCUGAUGCCUAUGGUUAAAUUGGUUGGCAAUAUCCAUGGAAAUGAGGUAGUUGGACGUCAAUUAUUGCUUCGCACUAUCUCGCAUUUGAUUCAAAAAGACAACGUGGAUCCACACGUCACUCGUCUUUUGAACACCACUGACAUCUUCUUCUUGCCUUCCAUGAAUCCUGAUGGCUUCGUUAAAGCCCGAGAAGGUGAUUGCUGGUCAGGUGGACCAGAAGGAGGCCGUUUGAAUGCCAAAAACAUCGAUCUCAAUCGUGAUUUUCCCGAUCCGUUAAAACCAGAAGAUAAAUUACUUAGAAGCCAAAGUGAACUGUUGCAAAACAGGGCUGCCGAAACGCAAGCUCUCAUUCAGUGGAUUAAGAACAAUCCCUUUGUCCUUUCUGCCAGUUUGCAUGGAGGAGCUGUUGUAGCAAGUUAUCCUUACGACGGCUCUGGCACUGAUCAAGUUCAAGGCUUUUAUAGCGCUUCUCCGGACGAUAAGGUAUUCCGCAAGCUAUCCCAAGAUUACGCCGAUCGUCACCCUCUUAUGAAGAAAGCUGAUACCUGUGAUGUCGGAUUCGCAGACGGAAUAACGAACGGAGCUCGCUGGUACGAUCUUAAAGGCGGAAUGCAGGAUUUCAACUACCGCUACUCGAACUCUUUUGAAAUCACACUGGAAUUGUCGUGUUGCAAAUAUGCUCCUGCUUCGGACCUGCCUGUUGAAUGGGAUCACAAUCGCAAACCUCUAUUAAAUUACAUUGCCUCUACGCAUCACGGAGUACGGGGAUUAAUCAUUGACAAAGAUACGAAACGACCCAUCAGAGAUGCGUACGUCCAUGUUCUCGGAAUCGAUAAGAACAUCACUUCCACCGAAAGAGGAGAAUACUGGCGUCUGUUGAGUCCUGGCAGAUACACAAUCCAGUCUUUCGCUGAAGGAUACAUACCUAGUGCCAGCCGGAGCAUCUCAAUUACAGAUAUUUAUACCGAACAGGUGAAUUUCGAAUUGGAAUCGAAAUUACCCAAGAAGACCAAUCAGCCGUCUCGUUUGUAAUUAAUUUAUGCUGUAACGACAUCCGAAGGGCUGGCAUUUUACGCUCGGAUUGGGUUGAACGAAGAUUGGGAGUUAUUUUCGAAAAUGCAUGCCAUUAAAUAUCGCCAAUCUCUUGAUGGUGAAAAAGUUCAUUGGUGACAGAUAAAAAAAAAAAAGUAAAA
Molecule: messenger RNA, 1570 nt
Organism: Daphnia carinata
Lineage: Eukaryota; Metazoa; Arthropoda; Branchiopoda; Diplostraca; Daphniidae
Product: carboxypeptidase D-like
Exons: 7
Coding region: 72-1409 (445 amino acids)
Biological process (GO): proteolysis
Molecular function (GO): zinc ion binding; metallocarboxypeptidase activity
Source: RefSeq, a predicted model, not a curated record